Molecule: messenger RNA, 3215 nt
Organism: Engraulis encrasicolus (European anchovy)
Lineage: Eukaryota; Metazoa; Chordata; Actinopteri; Clupeiformes; Engraulidae
Exons: 21
Coding region: 1-3039 (1012 amino acids)
Biological process (GO): extracellular matrix organization; proteolysis; collagen catabolic process
Cellular component (GO): extracellular matrix
Molecular function (GO): metalloendopeptidase activity; zinc ion binding
Source: RefSeq, a predicted model, not a curated record
AUGCGCUCCAUGCGGACAUGCGUUUCUCCAGCGACACUGCCGAUGCACCCAAGCUGGACAAGAGCCCCGGGGCUGCUGCUGCUGCUGCUGUGGCUAACGCUUGGUCUCUCUCUGGCCGCCCCACUGGCCCCCGGCGUGGGACACCAUCAGGAUGAGGAGCCCCGGGCAUUUGCAGAGGCCUAUCUGCAGAAGUUCUUUGGCUACGAACCUCCUCCUCUUCAUCCUCUUGACCAUGAUCACGGAGGUCGAGAGAAGCGCAGCUGUGGCCCGGACGCCUUCCAGGUCAAAGUGCGUCAGAUGCAGCGCGCCUUCGGGCUGCCAGAGAGCGGCCAGCUGAACAGCGAGACGCUGGAAGCCAUGAAGAAGCCACGCUGCGGCCUAUCAGACGCCGAGGAGUUUGGCCCUCUCAUGAGGUGGACCAAUCACAACCUCACCUACAGCCUUGAGGGGACUAUCCCCAAGAUGAGGCCCAAGCAUGUGCGGAAGGCCUUCAGGGAGGCCUGGAGGAUGUGGGCGGAGGUCACGCCUCUCAAGUUCCGCCGACGGGCGCGCAGAGAGGCCGACAUCAUCGUAUCGUUCAACAAGAGAGACCACGGCGAUGGCUCAUCGUUCGAUGGCAGCGGUGGAAUCCUGGCACACGCCUUCCAGCCGGGCCAGGGCAUCGGGGGAGACGUCCACUUCGAUGCAGAGGAGGACUGGACCAUCAACGCCAAAGGGUACAACCUGUUUGCCGUGGCCGUGCAUGAGUUUGGGCACACUUUAGGCCUGCCCCACUCGCCUGACCCUGGCGCAGUCAUGUACCCCUCCUACAACUUUGUCACUCACAACGACUUCCAGCUCUCUGAUCAGGACGUGAAAGACAUACAAAAAAUCUAUGGUAUGUCUCACCACAGUCCUCCGCCAAAGACCCCUGAGCGCUGCGACCCCAACCUGGCCUUCGACGCGGUCUGUGGCAUGCAACAGGAAAUGGUUUUCUUUAAAGACAGGUUUAUGUGGCGAUUCCAUCCUAGUUUUGACAAGAUUAGUGUGGCAUUUAUUGUCAGUCUGUGGCCAGAUGUCCCCUCGUACAUCGAUGCAGCAUAUGAAGAUGUGGAGAAUGCCGCAAUGAUGUUCUUCAAGGGCAGUCAAUUCUGGAAAAUCAAAGCGAUGGCCUUGGUAGAUGGUUACCCCAAGAACAUCUCCGAUCUGGGCCUGCCGCCCGGUCUGAAAUCUGUAGAUGCUGCCCUUCACCUCCGUGAGCAGCGGCAGACCGUCUUCUUCACAGGCAGCGAGUGUUGGAGAUAUGACAAUGACAGGGAACAAAUGAUGAGAGGAUACCCCAGACCUAUUGCUCACGAGUGGCCGGGAAUCGAUUCGUCUGUAGACGCAGCCACUGCCUCAAAUGGCUUUAUCUACUUCUUCAAAGGGAAUAAGCAGUAUCAGUAUGACCCGCAGCGGAGGUACGUCAUGAGUGUGACUCCAGCAAACCAGUGGCUUCGCCUAUGUCUUAAGCUUCCUGGUUUCACUGUUUGGUUGUUGUUGCCUAAACUGGGGGUGGGACAGAUUCUUUUCUACACAAAGUCUCAUCAACUGACAGACAUGAAGACUGACAGUAUCUGGAUUCUACUGGUGCUGGCAGCAGUGGCGUACUCAGUGCCUUUGUUGUCCCAAAAUGACGCCGAGGAGAGCAGUGAUGAUAUUGCUGAGAAUUACCUGAAGCGGUUCUACAACCUGACCGAGGACCCCAAUGCGUCGCGUAGGCGAGGGGGUAUCCAACGGAGCAAGGUCCUGGCCGAGAUGCAGAGCUUCUUCAAGCUGAGGGUGACAGGAGUCCUGGAUGAAGACACGGUGGAGCUCAUGAAGCAACCCAGAUGUGGUGUUCCUGACGUGGCUCGCUACAGCACCUUUGGCCCACGCCUCAAAUGGACCAAAACCAAGCUCACAUACAGGAUCGUAAACUACACACCCGACCUGCCCAAGUCAGAGGUGGAUAGUGCCAUCGAGAAAGCCCUGCAAGUCUGGGCACGAGUCAGCACCCUGAGAUUCACACGCAUCAACGCUGGCACUGCAGACAUCAUGAUCUCCUUUGGCAGCAGAAACCAUGGUGAUCACUACCCCUUCGAUGGACCAGGGGGCACAUUGGCUCACGCCUUUGCCCCAUCCGAAGGCAUCGGAGGAGAUGCGCACUUUGACGAAGACGAGACAUUCACCUCUAAAUCCUAUCGUGGUUAUAACUUGUUCUUGGUGGCGGCUCAUGAGUUUGGCCACUCUCUGGGUCUGGACCACUCUAAGGAGCGUGGGGCUCUCAUGUACCCCAUCUACAGCUACAGGAACCCCAGCACCUUCACGCUGCCUCAGGACGACGUCAAGGGAAUACAGUCUCUCUAUGGUUCCAAUACUGAGAAGCCAACGCCAGAGCCCAAGCCAGAGCCAAAACCAGAGCCUAAGCCAGAACCUAAACCAGAGCCGGAGCCUCCCACCAUUCCUGACGCCUGCGACCCAGACCUGGUCCUGGAUGCUGUCACAAACCUCCGUGGCGAGAUGUUCUUCUUCAAGGACGGCUUCUUCUGGCGUAGCUCACCAUAUAGAUGGUCCGCUGAGCAGCACAUGAUCAAGAGCUUCUGGCCCGAAGCCCCCACCUCUAUUGACGCAGCCUACGAAAACCCAUCCACAGACAGAGUCAUCCUCAUCAAAGGUGGUAAAUACUGGAGUCUGUAUGGGUACGAGGUGGAGAGCGGCUACCCCAAGAGCAUCAGCACCUUGGGCCUGCCCAGCUCUGUGAAAAAAGUCGACGCUGCCUUCUAUGACCAGGGGACUCGAAAGACCAUCUUCUUUGUUGGCAACUACUACUAUAGUUAUGAUGAGGCUAGAAGAACUAUGGAUGCCGAUUCCCCCAAACUGAUAGCACAUGGGUUCCGUGGGAUGACAAAGCAAGUUAACGCAGCCGUCCAGCGCCGAGGCUAUACCUACCUCUUCAGUGGCCCAUACGUAUACGCGCACAGCUUCAGGACCGGAAGAUUUUACGGUAUUCUUAGGACCAGAUCUUUCUUAAGAUGUUAGACCAUAUUGGUAUCAGAAUCGGCAUCAGGAUCAGGAUAUUUUUCAUGGUGAUGGGAAUUUAAUGGAUUUUGAGGGACAUGUUUUAAAUCACAAUGAAUUUGUAUUGUAUACUUUUUAUUUGUACAGAUAGUAACACUGUAUGGUAUGUGCUGUAUGCUUCCUAUGUGCCUCCUAAG